Carlito syrichta (Philippine tarsier) is the source of this 4452-nucleotide messenger RNA. It is a transcript of the gene SORCS3, whose product is annotated as sortilin related VPS10 domain containing receptor 3. The transcript is spliced from 21 exons. Gene Ontology annotation, cellular component: postsynaptic density membrane. The record is from RefSeq and is a predicted model, not a curated record. Lineage: Eukaryota; Metazoa; Chordata; Mammalia; Primates; Tarsiidae. The coding region runs from base 209 to 2572 and encodes 787 amino acids.
UCACUACCUCACCUGCAGGAUUCAGGAAUGUGCUGAGACAACUCGGAGUGGGCCCUUUGCUCGCUCCAUUGACAUCAGCUCUCUGGUUGUCCAGGAUGAAUAUAUCUUCAUUCAGGUAACAACUGGUGGAAGAGCCAGCUACUACGUUUCUUAUCGAAGAGAGGCCUUUGCUCAGAUAAAGCUGCCCAAAUACUCCUUGCCAAAGGACAUGCACAUCAUCAGCACAGAUGAGAACCAAGUGUUUGCAGCCGUCCAAGAAUGGAACCAGAACGACACAUACAACCUCUACAUCUCAGACAUGCGAGGGAUCUACUUCACCCUGGCCAUGGAGAACGUUAAAAGCAGCAGAGGUCUGAUGGGAAACAUCAUUAUUGAAUUGUAUGAGGUAGCAGGUAUCAAAGGGAUAUUCCUGGCAAACAAGAAGGUGGAUGACCAGGUGAAGACAUACAUCACUUACAACAAAGGCAGGGACUGGCGCUUACUGCAAGCUCCGGAUGUGGACCUGAGAGGAAGCCCAGUGCAUUGCCUGCUGCCCUUCUGUUCCCUACACCUGCACUUGCAGCUUUCCGAAAAUCCAUAUUCUUCAGGAAGAAUCUCUAGCAAGGAGACAGCCCCAGGACUUGUGGUGGCUACAGGCAACAUUGGCCCGGAGCUCUCAUAUACUGAUAUUGGUGUGUUCAUCUCCUCCGAUGGGGGCAACACAUGGAGACAGAUCUUUGAUGAAGAGUACAAUGUCUGGUUCCUAGACUGGGGUGGCGCCCUUGUGGCCAUGAAACACACACCUCUGCCAGUCAGGCAUUUGUGGGUGAGUUUUGACGAGGGCCACUCUUGGGACAAGUAUGGUUUCACAUCAGUUCCUCUCUUUGUGGAUGGGGCUUUGGUGGAGGCAGGAGUGGAGACCCACAUCAUGACAGUUUUUGGCCACUUCAGCCUCCGCUCUGAAUGGCAGUUGGUGAAAGUGGACUACAAAUCUAUCUUCAGCCGGCGCUGCACCAAGGACGACUAUCAGACCUGGCACCUGCUCAAUCAGGGAGAGCCUUGUGUCAUGGGAGAAAGGAAAAUAUUCAAGAAACGUAAACCAGGAGCUCAGUGUGCCCUGGGUCGAGAGCACUCGGGGUCAGUGGUCUCAGAACCCUGUGUCUGUGCUGACUGGGACUUCGAGUGUGACUAUGGCUAUGAGCGACAUGGGGAGAGCCAAUGUGUCCCAGCUUUCUGGUACAAUCCAGCAUCUCCAUCAAAGGACUGUAGCCUUGGUCAAAGCUAUUUUAACAGCACUGGGUACCGCCGAAUUGUAUCCAACAACUGCACAGAUGGGCUGAGGGAGAAGUACAGUGCCAAGGCUCAGAUGUGCCCUGGAAAAGCUCCCCGGGGCCUCCAUGUGGUGACGACUGAUGGGCGCCUGGUGGCAGAGCAGGGUCACAAUGCAACCUUUAUCAUCCUCAUGGAGGAGGGUGAUCUCCAAAGGACAAACAUCCAGCUUGAUUUUGGGGAUGGGAUUGCCGUGUCCUAUGCUAACUUCAGCCCCAUCGAGGAUGGCAUCAAGCACGUGUAUAAGAGUGCAGGAAUUUUCCAGGUGACAGCCUAUGCAGAGAACAACCUUGGCUCAGACACAGCUGUCCUCUUUCUGCAUGUGGUCUGUCCUGUGGAGCAUGUUCACCUCCGAGUUCCAUUUGUCACCAUAAGAAAUAAGGAAGUCAACAUCAGUGCUGUCGUGUGGCCCAGUCAACUGGGGACCCUUACUUAUUUCUGGUGGUUCGGCAAUAGCACAAAGCCUCUCAUCACCUUGGACAGUAGCAUUUCCUUCACAUUCCUUGAAGAGGGAACCAACACCAUCACUGUCCAGGUGGCUGCUGGAAAUGCCCUUAUCCAGGACACGAAAGAUAUUGCAGUUCAUGAAUAUUUCCAGUCUCAGCUCUUAUCAUUCUCUCCUAAUCUGGAUUACCAUAAUCCUGAUAUUCCUGAGUGGAGGCAAGAUAUUGGCAAUGUCAUCAAGCGAGCUCUGGUGAAAGUAACCAGUGUCCCAGAGGACCAGAUCCUGGUUGCCGUUUUCCCUGGCCUCCCCACUUCAGCAGAGCUUUUCAUUCUCCCACACAAAAAUCUGACAGAGAGGAGGAAAGGCAAUGAAGGGGACCUGGAACAAAUUGUAGAGACGCUGUUUAAUGCUCUAAACCAAAAUUUGGUCCAGUUUGAACUGAAACCAGGGGUACAAGUCAUUGUGUAUGUCACACAGCUGACAUUAGCUCCAUUGGUGGACUCCAGUGCUGGGCAUAGCAGCUCGGCCAUGCUUAUGCUCUUGUCAGUGGUGUUUAUAGGCCUGGCUGUGUUUUUGAUCUACAAAUUUAAAAGGAAAAUCCCCUGGAUUAACAUUUAUGCUCAAGUCCAACAUGACAAGGAGCAGGAGAUGAUUGGGUCAGUGAGUCAAAGUGAAAAUACCCCCAAAAUCACACUCAGUGACUUCACAGAGCCUGAGGAACUGAUGGACAAAGAGCUGGACACACGGGUCACAGGAGGCAUUGCCACCAUUGCCAACAGCGAAAGCACAAAGGAGAUCCCAAACUGCACUAGUGUUUAAUACCAACAAGUCAAGUGAUCAACCACCUUUCUGACCUUUUAUUUUUGAUGAUUACUGUUACUAUUAUUAUGGAAAAUGAAAAUGUCUUUUUUAUCUUUUGUUUACCAAGGGCCCCUUCAUUAAACAGCAGGCAGAUGCUUAGCUUUGGAAGAAAAAGGCAUUCUUUGCUGAUUGAAAUGAGACAAAAGGAAUAAAUAGCUGUAUUUGUACUAAGGGCAAAUACAAGGAUACAUCUUUCCACAACCUCCUUUAGUUAUUCUGCCAUUAAUAGCUUAAGGACUCUCUUUUUCCUUGUGAUCUCUCUUUUACAUAUAUAUAAAGUCGGGUUGGCUUUUUGUUAACCUUUUAUCUUUCCUCUCCAAAAAUUACCACACUCUCCCUACCCCCAGCACACAUACAUACAACACAAACCAUUUCCCAGUUAAAUCCGCAGGAGGUAGAUUGGUGGGGAGUGGGCAUAGCUUCAGACAGCAUGCACACCUUUGUGAAAGAGGCCCUGCCUUGUGCAUGUCAAUUGUGAGGCUACAGAUGGCUCAUUGUAUAUAAUUACAAUGUAAAUAACUUUUUAUUUCCUAAGAAAUAAUUUAAUGUUUAGUAAAAAAGAAAACAGAAAAAAGAAAGAUGAGUGUGUUGGCUUACGCACUGACCCUCAGAGCUGACCAACCCACCAGGCGUGCUUGAUGUGUUAGGUCUGGAGCUCUCCUGUUGUCUGUCACACUUAAUUCUUGCAUCUCCUUGUCCACAUCAUAGCUGGUUUCUAUUUAUGUAUAUAAAGGGGGGCGGGGGGAGGGCUUCUUUGGGGCAAUUGAAAAAGGAAGGACUCUAGUGACAUCAUAGAACAUGGAGGUCAUUUUUGUUUCAAAAAUGACAUGGAAAAAGCUAUAAGAUGAGGCCCACUAGAGGCUUCACACUGAGACUCAGAUGGGAAAAAGGCUUCCUCUCUUGAAGAAAAAAGUUGAGAAAAUUUGUCAGCCUGAAAAAAUAAUAUCUAAAGAAGGCAGUCAAUGGAUCAAAAAAUGACAAUCUAUCUUCUCAUUGGAUUUUAUGAAAAUGUGUAAUGCUUAUGGUGAAUUCUCAGGCUGUUCUUAGCUCAGAAAAGUCCUCUGGUCACUUGGUUAAUUCCACUGAGUGCCUUGUGGCAUUGGAGGAGUUAGAGAGGUUAGAAGAGAGAUGGUAUUUGUGGAAUCAUGAAUCCAUGCAAACCCUGCAGGCCAAAUAGGGAUCUAGCUUUUAAUGAUAUUAGUCAAAGGCAAUUUUAGCAAAGCUGUGCUAUUUGCUUGUCAGAUGUACUCAACUUCCUUAAAGUCAAAUGUCUGCCUUCAGUUCCCUUAAGGUAGUUCUUGCCUCUGGGGUGAGUGACUUUCCAAACUGUUGAGCUUUUCCAGCACCUCAGCACCUUCACAUAUUUACACAUACCAGUUAUUUUCAGUAGGGUCACUUUAAGCCAUGCUGUAGGCAUUGUUUUUAUUUUCAAGAUCAGCCUGAGCACACUUGUUUUUAAAAGUGGUGUACUGUAUAUAUAAUGGAGGAACGGCCACAUUUUGCACCUGUUAAUUUUUGCAGAAGUUGUUCUCAUUCUUCUUUAUGAGACACAGAGUGAAUGUGAUACAGAGAAAUCUGACUGGCUACAGCAUAGAUCAGUAUUAGAGAUAUUUGAAAGAUCCUUUUUUUGUUUGUUUGUUUCAAGGGUUAAAUGGGGCAGACAAUUGCAAUACUUGUACUAAACACUGGAAUAAAGAUGCAUGAGUCAUAUCUAUAUAUACAGUAUAUGUACAUAUACUGUUCUUGGUUUUAUUGUUCCACUUGAAUAUUUCUACUGUAAAAAAAGACAGUGGUUUUGAAAUUGUUGAAAAUAAAUGUAUUUUUGUACAUCAAACCUA